Molecule: messenger RNA, 563 nt
Organism: Zophobas morio
Lineage: Eukaryota; Metazoa; Arthropoda; Insecta; Coleoptera; Tenebrionidae
Gene: Fcp3C
Product: follicle cell protein 3C-1
Exons: 2
Coding region: 117-545 (142 amino acids)
Source: RefSeq, a predicted model, not a curated record
UUUGCACAACCGUUUCCAGUCCAUAUCAAGCAUAAAACCUCGCCGCCGUCCCCAUUCCGGCAGGUGAGCAACAAGUGUCCGCGCUCCCACCCUCUAAUUAAUUUUUUGUCGACGGGAUGUUUCGUGCGAUGGUGGUUCUCACCCUGUGCGCCCUCGCCGGUGCAGGUGAGCCCGUGAAGAGCGCAAAGGCGGACAGCAAACCAGUUCCGUGCACAUGUGGCGUGUUCUUGAGUGGACAGUUCAAGAAAGGGUCAAAGGAGCAGCCGAAGGGGGUGCCGGUGCUGACGCAGGAAAUGGACACCCCCUUCAUGAACAACGCCAUGGGAAAUCGGCAGUGCACGAAUAAGUGCCUGGAAAUGAUUAUCACACAUUUGCCCAAGAGCGGGGACAUCAUCUGCGCAACCGUGGACAGAGACCUGGUGCACAAGGAGAGGGCAUUCCUCUUCGUGAAGAAUUACAGCCAAAAAUGGGUGAACACGAACAUGUCGGCAGGAAGGGAGUUCUGUUGCAAGGAUAACGUCCCUUACAAGUGUCCCAUCAGUUAAAAAUUCCUGUUGUUUACG